ACGUGACCCGUUCUGAACCCGGAAGAGUGUCGUCAUACACGGAAAUCUAUACAAUAGGGCAAUUAGCUAAUUUGCAAGGUAAAACAUUUUUUUUUAGGUGAAGUGGAACUCAAAUACACGCGGACAUGGAUGAAACACUCUUCCAACUGAAGUUUACAGCAAAACAGCUUGAGAAACUUGCCAAAAAGGCAGAGAAGGAUUCCAAAUCUGAGCAAGCCAAAGUUAAAAAGGCUCUUCAGUUGAAGAAUGUGGACGUUGCCAGAGUGUAUGCAGAGAAUGCCAUCCGUAAGAAGAACGAGGGCCUUAAUUGGCUGCGCAUGGCAUCUCGUGUUGAUGCUGUAGCCUCCAAGGUCCAGACUGCAGUCGCUAUGAAGGCGGUCACAAAGAAUAUGACGCAGGUCACAAAGGCACUCGACAAGGCACUGGGUUCCAUGGACCUGCAGAAGGUGUCUGCUGUCAUGGACAAGUUUGAGACACAGGUCCAGAACCUGGAUGUUCACACCUCUGUGAUGGAGGACUCGAUGAGCUCGGCCACCACGCUGACCACGCCCCAAGACCAGGUGGAUGACCUCAUCCUCCAGAUAGCAGAGGAGAGUGGUCUGGAGGUGAUGGACCAGCUCAGCCAGGUGCCUGCAGGAGCCACCUCACUGGGAGAGAGCUCCUCGCGCUCACAGCACGAGAAGGAGGACCAGCUGUCCCGCAGGUUGGCAGCGUUGCGGAACUGAAGAUAUAUCUUGGGUAUUUGCGAGACAGAUGGAGGCUUGACAGCUGCUUGGGAACAGACAGCGGAGGGAGCUGUGUGACUCUAUCGAACUGUUUUUAUCGUGAUGACCUAAUGAGCCUAUUGAUUUCCAUCCCCACAUCUAUUUAUAUGCACACUCACACUGUGUUGCUGAAAAUACCACCUGAGAAGGCAUGGGUCUCUCCUUUGUCUCUCUGUCCAUCUCUCUCUCUAUGUCCCUCUCUGUCGCUGUCCAUCUCUCUCUCUGUUGCACAACAAUCUAUUUUCCCCACCUCUGGUUUUCCCUCUCCCAUAUCAGUCUUUCUGUCUCUCACUCUUGUCUUCUCUCCUUCAGGGCUCCCUUAAAUAUUCCCCUUGGUUGGUUAGUUCUUGUGAAUUUUGGUACAUUGCCACUUGAGAAUUUCUUUCUGUAUGUAUAUUUGAAGGGGAGGGUUUUCCUGAAAAUAAAAAAGGGUUUUACAAAAUAUAUAAAUCCUAUAGUGGAAAGGGGUGUUUUAAAACAGACAUAUUCAUGUAAUGUAAGGACCCCUGGCACUUAUUUUGCCAGGGGUCCUUAUAUUUGUAUUUCAAAUGUGGGGUUGUCUUUGUUUUUAUAUUUAAUAUCUUUUGUUUUCUAUUUGCUACCGGUCAGAUGGAAGGAGUAUAACACAGGUUCUCUUCAACACAGUGUGAAGGGGAGGCCUUCUACCAAACAGACCAUCAAUGAGUGCUCUGAUGUAUACCAACUUUUCCACAGUUUGACAACACAAAGAAAGUCAUGRCAUCACACACACUACUUCUUAACUCAUAGUAGAAAUGAUCCUUUGACAUAAUGUAAUCAUUAGUUAUAUAUACUGUACAGAGAGGACAAUCCUCAGUCAUGUUUUUUUUUAAGCAGUCAAAUUAACUACUUUUUGUUUCUWUAUUUCUCUUAAUCUUUUGCUAAUUCAUGCCUAUUUGCUUUGAAUAUUUAUGCCUUAUUGGGAUGCAGGUAUUUGCGUAGGUGCUUCUCCUCAGUGCCUGAAUUCAACUAGUUCUAGUGAUUGAUCCUAUGUAGGUUAUGUCAGCAUAUAAUAAGGAUUCCCCUUUCUGUACCCAUCAAACCAGAAAUGUGGCUGCUGUAGCUACAGUAAGACAUUUUGGGAAUCAUUUUCAGUUUACAGGGGGAGGUUUAUUUAUACUCAUGUGUUUUAUCUUGUGGAAAUAAAAGCCCUCUGAUAUGAAAA
This is a messenger RNA of Salvelinus sp. IW2-2015, 1947 nucleotides long. RefSeq names its product charged multivesicular body protein 1a. Gene Ontology annotation, biological process: late endosome to vacuole transport; endosome transport via multivesicular body sorting pathway; protein transport. Lineage: Eukaryota; Metazoa; Chordata; Actinopteri; Salmoniformes; Salmonidae. The record is from RefSeq and is a predicted model, not a curated record. Gene Ontology annotation, cellular component: ESCRT III complex; multivesicular body.